Molecule: messenger RNA, 714 nt
Organism: Drosophila serrata
Lineage: Eukaryota; Metazoa; Arthropoda; Insecta; Diptera; Drosophilidae
Product: UPAR/Ly6 domain-containing protein bero-like
Biological process (GO): sleep; regulation of synaptic transmission, cholinergic; positive regulation of voltage-gated potassium channel activity
Source: RefSeq, a predicted model, not a curated record
AGAACCGGCUGCCCACAAACGCUCGCCAGUCGCCGUGCCAUCAAGGUCUAUCCGAAAUAGUAUUCUCGAAAAAUUUCUCAAACACAACCCAAGUGAAAAUGGUGUCGAAUGUGAAGCUUUUCCUGGGCCUCACCGUCCUGGCCACUCUGGCCUGCACGGGGUAUGCCAUCAAGUGCUAUCAAUGUGAUUCGAUCACGAACCCGAAGUGCGGCGAGAAGUUCGAGAAGGAUAGUAGUCAUCUGCUGGAUUGCUCCAAGAUUGCCCCACCACGAUUCCUGCAGAACUUCUUCCCCGUUCGCAAUGCCACCGGUUGCCUGAAGAAGGUCUUGGACACGGUGCCCAAGCAUCCUCAGAUCAUUAGAAGCUGCUACUUUGGAGAUGUUAGCAACACUCAGGUCGGUUGCCAAGACGAUCCCUCGCUGUCCUUUGCCAAGCAGCUGGGCUGUGAUGUUUGCACCAAGGACGAGUGCAACGGAUCCACCUCCUUGGCCCCCGUGGCAGGAGCCAUCCUGCUUUUCUUCGGCGUUGCCCGUCUGUUGGCCUAAGGGAUUAAUUCCUGAUAUGACAUUGUAAACCUUCGUCAACAUCGUAGUUGUUAUGAGCUUUCUGCUUUAAAGGAUCUAUCUGCUUUAGUCACUUUUGAAUCUCUGUUAAUUGUUGUACACCACCUGACGUGUCUUUUUUUCGCAAUAAAAUCAUUUUAUUUAUUUGAAA